Bombina bombina (fire-bellied toad) is the source of this 14572-nucleotide messenger RNA. RefSeq names its product chromodomain helicase DNA binding protein 9 (gene CHD9). The transcript is spliced from 40 exons. Lineage: Eukaryota; Metazoa; Chordata; Amphibia; Anura; Bombinatoridae. Gene Ontology annotation, molecular function: protein binding; ATP-dependent chromatin remodeler activity; ATP binding. The record is from RefSeq and is a predicted model, not a curated record. The coding region runs from base 520 to 9153 and encodes 2877 amino acids.
GUCGGGUUAAGAUCUCAAGCUCUCCGUGAGGGGUUAGAUGGGCCGCUGGAUCAGCAGCACUGGGAAACUUGGCCUGUCAAAGAGAUCCCCUCCCUCCUCCUCUGCACCCCUCCCGGGGGAUCGAGGGAUCCGUCCGUGAUCUGCUGUGGGGAGAGGAGGGGGGCACUUCCUGCUGGAUUGUCACCCUGUAUACCCGACUGGGUCUACCCAUAAGCGGCCUUGAACACCCGAUCCCGUAUGAUCUCGGAAGUGGAGCAGGGCUGGGCCUGGUCAAUACCGGGCUGGGUGACCGCCAGGGAACAGCAGGUGUGGUAGAACACUUGGAAAAGGCAAUGGUUAGAGUAGUCCUCACAUCAGGGAAGGUAGGAAGAAGAUUAAGGUUAUAUAACCAUGAUGAGCAAUACAGCUUAUUAACUGUAUUUAAAAAAAUGCCUGAGCCAUGGCUUGGCUCAUAACGUAACUAGUUGACUGGCUUAGUCUUUAAAUGAACCGCUGGGCGAAUUAUCUCAACACAUCAGUAUGACUGACCCAAUGAUGGAUUUUUUUGAUGAUGCACACCUUUUUGAUGAGACUCUGGGUCUUUCUGAUGAUGCAUUUGUACAGCAUGGAUCUGUAUCCCUUGUUGACGAGUUGAAUCUUGGGGCUGUAUUUGAACCUCUGCAUGUAGACUCUCUGAAUAAUGUGCAGGAUUCUCAAACGCAUCAAAAGAUCAAUGAGUUUGAAACACUGAAUCAAUUUGAUUCCAUUAAAUUGCACCAAGUAAGUCAGUCAUACAACAGUCCAGUGGAAAGUGUUUUGUCUCCACACUCGCAAUUCAGCUGCUCUCCAUUACAUCAACCAAGUCAAGGAAAUGGGAUGUUUCCAGAUGAUGGAAGCCCAAUGUGGGGGCAUCAGGCUGCCACAGAUAUACAAAGUCAAAAUGGCUCUCCAUUCCACCAGCAUGGACCCUCUCAGCCUAUGCAGCAAAGCAAGGGUUUUGUGGCACCCCAUGAAUAUACCUUAUUCCAGGCCAGUGAACAGCAGGGUAUGCACAUUCAGCCGCAACAAAACAGGAACAAUAUUAACACAAGUCAGGAAUCUAUGAACCAGCAAAAAAACUUUAUUAAUGUGUCUAUACCACACAGAACUAGUAUGGCCCAGGAACCUCAAAUGGACAAUACUACAGCUCCCCAACAGCCUCUGCCUGUUCAGCGUUACUCUGAGCCUGCUACAUCUGUACAAUUCAGUAGCAAUUCAGUCUCAGAACAAGAAGGCAAUUUUAAUAGUCGGUCACCAACAAUGACACCUUGUUCUGUAAAUGAUACACCUCCAUUUUCUACACACUAUUCUUUCUCUAAUAACCACCUAAACCAGACUACCCAUUCACUCUCCGAUUUUACUGGGAGUGCAGCAUUCUCAGAUAUUGGAAAUAAGCAGGAGCCUGUUCAGAAUGUUUUGAACUCUAACACCCAGUUGCAUUCAGACAAUUUCCAGAUGAUGCAUCAGUCACACCCUCAGGGUAAUUACAAUCGAAUUAAAAUGUCUCCAGUGUCAAUUAAUUUCCCCACUCCUGACGGUUCUUCUGCUCAAUUGAGCCACUUUAAUGACCACUUGGAAAGCAAUGGUUUUUCUCCUUUGGAAGAUAACCUAUUACAGCAGGUUGAUGCUCAAGCAGAGCCAUUUACAGGGCUCGAUCCAGAGGAGCUUCUUCAGGGAGACCUCCUGCCUCACUUCAGUGAAGCUGCUUAUAGCCAGGACUGCUCAAAUUCAAGCCAUACUGUGCUGGGACACCAUGACCUGGAAACUCAUCAGAGUCAGCAUCAAGUAAAACUUGCACAUGACCAACUCGAAGAUCAACAGUCAUCUGGUCUGCAACAUCCUCAUAAUCUUCCAUGGCAUUCCCCUGUGUCCAAUCAGCUUCGCCUCCAAGAAAAACCCUGUGUAACCUCCCAAGGGAAGCCUCCCUCCUCCAAACAGCUUGAUGGUUCCCGAAACUACCAAAAGUUGUCGAAUUCCAAGGUGAGGUCGGCAUCGGAGAAACGCCCCAAAAAGAAGGGUGACUCUGAAAGUAAGCAGGAAAAGGCCAAUCGCAUCAUUUCUGAAGCCAUCGCAAAAGCCAAGGAAAGGGGUGAAAGGAACAUUCCCCGGGUCAUGAGUCCUGAGAACUUUCCUAGUGUCUCCUCUUCUGAGGGCCGUGAAGAGAAGAGAGGACGGAAAGCCAAGUCCAAACCAAAGGCGAAAGAAAGCAAGAAAAACAAAUCAGGGCUGUGCACAAAGUUAAAGGAUAAAACUAAGAUUGGUAAACUCAUCAUAACCUUGGGCCGGAAGCAAAAGAGAAAAAUCGAGUCCUCGGACGAUGUGUCGGACGCAGAUAGAGCUCAGAAGCGAGUGAAAGGCGAGGAUUCUCAGAAGAGAAGAUCCAACCGGCAAAUAAAGAGAAAAAAGUAUGCUGAGGCGGAAAGAAAACGCUCUGAGGAGGAGCCUAAAGUUAGCAUUAAAACCAAGAAGACCUCCGCACCCCUGCCAGCUGAGCAACCAUUGCAGCUCUUUGUGGAGAACCCCAGUGACGAAGAUGCAGCUAUUGUUGACAAAAUUCUCUCCUCCAGAAUUGUAAAAAAGGAGACUCAAUCCGGGAUGCUAGUGGAAGUCGAAGAAUUUUAUGUCAAGUACAAAAAUUAUUCAUAUUUGCACUGUGAAUGGGCCACUGAACAACAGCUGCUAAAGGAUAAGAGAAUCCAACAGAAAAUAAAACGAUUCAAAAUCAAACAAGCACAGAGAGCCCACUUUUUUGCUGAUAUGGAGGAAGAGAUGUUUAAUCCCGAUUAUGUAGAAGUUGAUCGUGUGUUAGAAGUUUCCUUUUGUGAAGAUAAAGACACUGGUGAACCUGUUAUCUAUUACUUAGUAAAGUGGUGUUCAUUACCCUAUGAAGACAGUACAUGGGAACUGAAGGAGGAUGUAGACCAAACUAAAAUCGAGGAAUUUGAGCAGCUCCAAGCACUUAGACCCAAUACACGAAGGAUGGAACGGCCACCAUCUAACUCUUGGAAGAAGAUCAACCACUCAAGGGACUAUAAAACUGGCAAUCAGCUCAGAGAAUACCAGCUGGAAGGUCUCAACUGGCUGCUUUUCAACUGGUAUAACAGGCGGAACUGCAUUUUAGCAGAUGAGAUGGGCCUGGGAAAAACCAUUCAGAGCAUCACAUUCCUUCACGAGAUCUUCCUUACUGGGAUCCAGGGCCCGUUCCUAAUUAUUGCCCCCCUGUCCACCAUAACCAACUGGGAGAGAGAGUUCCGCACGUGGACAGACCUUAAUGUAGUAGUUUAUCAUGGCAGCAUGGUUAGUCGUCAGAUGAUCCAACAGUAUGAAAUGUAUUUUCGGGACUCCCAGGGCAGAGUUAUUCGUGGUGCCUACAAGUUCCAUUCCAUUAUUACCACUUUUGAGAUGAUCCUCGGAGGCUGCCCAGAGCUCAAUGCUAUUGAGUGGCGCUGUGUAAUCAUUGAUGAAGCACACAGAUUAAAGAACAAGAACUGCAAACUUCUAGAAGGGCUCAAACUCAUGAAUCUGGAGCACAAGGUGCUGCUAACAGGGACUCCACUGCAGAACACUGUUGAAGAACUCUUUAGUCUCCUUCAUUUCCUAGAGCCAUUGAGGUUCCCCUCAGAGUCUACGUUUAUGCAGGAGUUUGGAGAUCUUAAGACCGAAGAGCAGGUUCAAAAACUUCAGGCCAUCUUAAAACCAAUGAUGCUCAGGCGUCUGAAAGAAGAUGUGGAAAAGAAACUGGCUCCUAAAGAAGAGACUAUAAUUGAGGUGGAGCUGACCAACAUUCAGAAGAAGUAUUACAGAGCUAUCCUAGAAAAGAACUUUGCCUUUCUAUCCAAGGGUGCUGGGCAUGCCAAUGUGCCAAACCUAGUCAACACCAUGAUGGAGCUUAGGAAGUGCUGCAACCACCCAUAUCUCAUAAAAGGUGCUGAAGAAAAGAUCCUUGGGGAAUUCCGGGAAACACAUAAUCCUAUGGCUUUGGAUUUCUAUCUUCAAGCAAUGAUCCAAUCUGCCGGGAAACUGGUUCUCAUAGAUAAACUCUUACCAAAAAUGAAGGCAGGAGGCCACAAGGUGCUUAUCUUCUCUCAGAUGGUACGAUGUCUAGACAUCCUGGAGGAUUAUCUUAUGCAUAAAAGGUAUCUGUAUGAGCGGAUUGAUGGGAGGGUCAGAGGAAACCUGAGGCAAGCUGCUAUAGAUCGCUUCAGUAAACCAGACUCGGACCGUUUUGUUUUUUUGCUAUGCACAAGAGCAGGUGGCCUAGGAAUAAACUUGACAGCUGCAGACACCUGCAUUAUAUUUGAUUCAGACUGGAAUCCACAAAAUGAUCUUCAGGCACAAGCCCGGUGCCACAGAAUUGGCCAGAACAAAGCUGUGAAGGUUUAUCGAUUAAUAACAAGGAAUUCAUAUGAGCGAGAGAUGUUUGACCGAGCUAGUUUGAAAUUGGGGCUGGACAAAGCUGUUCUCCAGAGUAUGAGCGGGCGAGAAAACAGUGUUGGAGGACAGAUUCAGCAACUCUCAAAGAAGGAGAUAGAAGACCUAUUGAGGAGAGGCGCGUAUGGUGCCAUUAUGGAUGAAGAGGAUGAAGGAUCAAAGUUCUGUGAAGAAGAUAUUGACCAGAUUCUUCAGAGGAGAACAAAGACCAUUACAAUAGAGUCAGAAGGAAGAGGCUCAACAUUUGCUAAGGCCAGUUUUGUAGCAUCUGGAAACCGAACUGACAUUUCUUUAGAUGACCCCAACUUCUGGCAAAAAUGGGCUAAAAAGGCAGAAAUAGACAUUGAUUCAGCAAGUGUCAGAAAUAGUCUGGUGAUUGACACCCCAAGAAUCAGGAAACAGACUCGACCCUUCAGUGCCACCAAGGAUGAGCUGGCAGAGUUAUCGGAAGCAGAGAGUGAUGGAGAUGACAAGCCCAAGUUACGGAGACCAUAUGAUCGCUCCUGUAGCUAUGGCAGAACUGAGUGCUUUCGAGUGGAGAAGAACCUUUUGGUUUAUGGUUGGGCUAGGUGGAGAGAUAUUCUGUCUCACGGUCGUUUUAAGAGGCAGUUGAAUGAGCAGGACGUUGAGAUUAUUUGCCGCGCUCUUCUUGCAUAUUGCCUGGUGCACUAUAGGGGAGAUGAGAAGAUAAAGAGUUUCAUCUGGGAUCUCAUCACCCCAACAGAGGAUGGGCAGACACGGGAGCUACAGAACCAUAUGGGCCUGUCUGCACCUGUGCCUCGAGGCAGAAAAGGGAAAAAGGUGAAGACACAAGCCAGCACUUUUGAUAUCCACAAAGCUGAGUGGCUGCGAAAGAAUAACCCAGAGCAUCUUCUGCAGGAUGACGGGUACAAAAAGCAUCUAAAACAUCACUGCAACAAGGUGCUGCUCAGGGUCCGGAUGUUGUACUAUCUUAAACAGGAGGUGAUUGGCAGCCACUGCCAGAAAGUUAUUGAUAAUGUGGAUUGCAGUGAAAUUGAUAUGUGGGUUCCUGAGCCUGACCACUCAGAGUUGCCUGUAAGAUGGUGGGAUGCAGAGGCAGACAAAUCUCUUCUUAUAGGAGUAUUUAAGCAUGGGUAUGAGAAAUACAACACUAUUCGAGCUGACCCAACUUUGUGUUUCCUGGAACGAGCUGGAAAGCCAGAUGAAAAGGCUGUAGCAGCAGAGCAAAGAGCGAAUGACUACAUGGACGGUGAUGUUGAAGAUCCUGAAUACAAGCCAGCACCUGCAUUAUUUAAAGAUGAUAUGGAGGAUGAUGCUUCCUCUCCUGGUGAUCUUGUUAUAGCAGAUGGAGAUGGACAGGUCACAGAUGGAGAUAAGGGCUGCUGGCCCACUCAGUCUGCACUGACCACACGUCUUCGUCGCCUUAUAACUGCCUUCCAGCGCACUUCCAAGUUCAGACAGGUUCAGCAAAUCCCACCCAUGUUCCCAGUGCACCCCCCAGUGAUACAGACAUCAUAUGAAGAUACCACACUGAAUCCAAAAGUGGCUGCUAAAAUUGAAAGGCAACAAAGAUGGACACGAAGGGAAGAGGCAGAUUUUUACAGAGUAGUUUCCACAUUUGGAGUUGUGUUUGAUCCUGGAAGGGGGCAAUUUGAUUGGACCAAGUUUCGAGCCAUGGCCAGACUGCACAAGAAAACAGAUGACAGCUUGGAAAAGUAUUUGUAUGCCUUCAUAGCCAUGUGCCGCAGAGUUUGCCGCCUGCCAGCAAAAGAAGAGUUUGCAGACCCUGCUCUUUCUAUCCAACCGAUCACAGAGGAGAGAGCUUCCAGGACGUUGUACCGCAUAGAGCUCCUUAGAAAAAUACGAGAACAAGCUCUCCGACAUCCUCAGUUAUUUGAGCGCUUAAAGCUCUGCCAUCCAAACCCAGACUUACCUGUGUGGUGGGAGUGUGGAAAUCACGACAGGGAUUUGCUAAUUGGGGCUGCCAAGCAUGGAGUGAGUCGGACAGAUUACCAUAUUCUGCGGGAUCCAGAGUUGUCCUUCAUGGUAGCACAGAAGAACUACAACUUAAACAAAGGGAAUUCAUCAACCCCACUCCUAGCACCAUUAAAUCAUUUGUCUGCUUCACCUCUUACUCCACAAUCACGGGUACCGGAUUACAAAGGGAACACCAUUGAUGAGGUAAAAGUUAAAAAUGAAGCUACAACUGAGGAAAACCCAUUCACAGAGGAAGAAUAUGCUGUAUUGGAGCAGCCAAAGGCAAAAAUAACACCUGAGUCCUUAUGUCCCAACAGCGAUCUAUUGUCACAGACUGGGGAGCAUAAACCAGCUAUUAAAUUAGAAACUGAUAGGCGUAUGGUAGCAGCAAGGACAGAGCCCCUCACCCCUAACUUAACUUCCAAAAAGCAAAGAAUCCGCAAACGAGACAGAGGAUCUGGUUCCAGCUCAGAUUCAGACUCCAACCAUUCAUCCUGCUCAUCCAGAUCUUCCUCUUCCUCCUCCUCCUCUUCUUCCUCUUGCUCCCGAACAGGAUCCAGCUCUUCCUCCUCAUCCUCUUCCUCAUGUUCAUCAUCUUCUUCGUCUUCCUCAUCUUCUUCCACCUCAUCAUCUUCAUCUGAAGAAAGUGAUAGCGAUGAUGGGGAUUCACAAAAAUGUGAAAAAGUACAUGACAAGGCAUACGAUGAGGAGAGUGUGGCCUCAAUAAGCACCUUACAGGAUGAAACUCAGGACAGCUUUCAGCUCGACAACGGAACUCCCAAUUCUGCCUAUCUUGCACAAGGCGGAUACACAUUUGUAGCUGUUCAUUGGCCGAAGGAUCGUGUGAUUAUUAACCGGCUGGACAGCAUAUGCCAAGCAGUAUUAAAAGGGAAGUGGCCAACAACUCGAAGAAAUUAUGAUGGUACCAGUGUGGCCUCUUUCUAUACCACCAAAUUACUAGAUAGCCCCAGAGCAGCCACAGACCUCAGUGAGACUGGUUUACAGGCUCCACCAUGCAUUGCUAUCAAAGAAGAACCCGAUCUAUCACCACAGAUGUCAAAGGUGAAGAAGCAUGUACCAGAAAAGGAGUUUACAGUGAAAAUCAAUGACGAAGGUGGCCUGAAGCUGACUUUCCAGAAACAGGGAGUUCCCCAGAAACGACCACUGGACAGUGACGAGGGAAUUUUAGGUCAACAGCAAUACCUGGCUCGGCUACAAGACCUUGAGAAUGCUUCUGAGACAAGUCUUGUAAACUUCCCAAGAUGCACUUCAGGUACUCCAAGCCAGCCACCAGCAGUCAGUGCAAAUGGACUGUUACCAGACACACCUGCUAUCAAGAAGAGGAGAGGGAGGAGGAAGAAUGUGGAAGGAGUGGACAUCCUUUUUAUGAACAGUAAUAAAUCACUUAAUCACGUCAACCCAGCACUGACUCCUGCUCUGCUUCAGCCUGCUCCUUGUCCCCAGUCACUCUCAUGUCUGCAGCUUCCAGGGGUCCAGAAUGAAGAUAGCCCUGUUCCUGUGAUAAACAUGAAGGAUGGUACACGAUUAGCUGGAGAUGAUGCUCCGAAGAGAAAGGAUCUGGAGAACUGGUUGAAGGAGCACCCUGGAUAUGUGGAAGAUCUGGGGGCUUUCAUACCUCGGAUGCAACUACAUGAUGGGCGGCCAAAGCAGAAAAGACACCGGUGCCGAAAUCCUAACAAACUGGAUGUAAACAGUUUGACAGGAGAGGAGCGAGUGCAGCUUAUUAAUAGGAGGAAUGCUAGGAAGGUUGGUGGUGCAUUUGCUCCUCCAAUGAAAGAUCUUUGUAGGUUCCUUAAAGAAAAUCCAGAGUAUGGUGUGGCUCCUGAAUGGGGAGAAGUCGUAAAGCAGUCUGGUUUUCUCCCUGAGAGCAUGUAUGACCGGAUACUAACAGGACCUGUGGUACGAGAGGAGGUGAGCAGACGAGGUAGGAGGCCUAAGAGUGAGAUCUUCAAGGCAACUACAGUACCUGGCACCUCUUCAACCAACUCUGUGAGCAUGAACUCUUUGAUCACUAAUGGUUUGAUACCAGGUAUGGACCUUUCGAGCUACCAAGCCCUGCAGCAGAAUCUUCAGGGGCUUCAGUCUCUACAAUUGACAGCUGGUUUGAUAGGUUUACCUUCUGGCAUCUCUGCAUCUGGCGGUGAAGCAAAAAACAUAGCUACCAUGUUUCCAAUGCUCCUCUCUGGCAUGGCCAGUUUACCCAAUCUGUUGGGUAUGGGAAACCUGCUGAGUAAAUCUUCAGAGUCGGUUGCUCUUGGAAAAGAGAGGAAUUGCACAAGUGACUGUAAGGAAAAUGAUGGGAGCAAAGAAAGGACGGUGUCUCCAAGCGGAGACAAAUCCAGCCAGAACUCUAACUCCCCAUCCACAUCUUCAGGAACUGCACUAACAGCAAGCUCCUUAACACUUAACCCUUUACUUUUACCCAACAUACUUUACCCAGGGAUGCUCCUCACUCCAGGCCUUAAUCUUCACAUCCCAACUGUACCCCAACCCAACCUUUAUGAUGUACAGAAUGCUAGUAGGGAGACUAGUCAAACCCAGCCCGCAGACUCUUCAGCAGAACUUCCUGCAGAAUCCAUUCCGGAGGAAAAAACUGGGACGGAGCUAAGCUCCCAUAAUGAAAACAGCACAGAUGAAGGCUCGGAAAAAGUGGAACUUUCAUCAGGAUCUAACAGUCCCUCAUCCUCUUCAUCUGAAGAUUCUGAAUCUUCGGAAGAAGACUAACCCAUGCAACCUCUGCACUUAAAUUAUAAUAGACCCUUUUUUGGGAUCCUCAGCCCCAAUACUUAUCUUUAAUCAUUUUAAUUGUAAAUAUCUGUGUUAAAGAGUGCAUCAUGGAUUUUACUGACCGAUGAACAUUUCAGUAUUUGAAAAUGCAAAGAGAGUUAAAACCUUUUGCAUGUAAUAAUCUCACCAAUAUUCUGAACUUGUACGUAAUGUCAAAACAAACCACACCAUGCUGUAAGAAAAAAAUUACAGCAAAAGGCAUUAUAAUUUUGUCUGAGGGAAAGGGUUGGGGUAAUUUUAUGAAAAAAAUACAAAGGAGAAAAAAAAGGCAAAAAGUGCUCUGUAAGAGCUGUAUAUAAAUAAUAUAUUUGCAGUGAAACACAGAAUUUUUAAGUAUAUUGUGGUGUCAUUUCUGCCUUUCAGUUCUUACAUUCUCAUUCUUGGGUAUUUUUUCCAGAACUCAGCAAUAAUUAGGGGCAGUUUACAAUUGUCGUGUAGGAUGUUUUAAGUAGCCCUACCCAUAUACCUAUCUGAAGGGACACUGCCACCAACAAUUUAUUUUAAAUAUAUAAUUGAUUAAGACUACAUUGUAUCCUACUAUUAGAUUGCUGCCACCAUUUUUUUUCCAAUGUAUCAGAUUCUAUAAGAUAUUUUUGGGAAAAGUGAGAGUCCAUCUGGAAGGGAGGAGGGGAAAGAAAAAAAAAAUAAAAAUAUAUAUAUAUAUAUAAACACGCAAAACAGUGCGACAAAAAGCGAUUUGCAUCAUUUAUAGGCUUCCAUGUACAAUUGUCCUUUACUUAUAUAUUUAAAAUAUUUUUGGUGGUAGGAUCUAUUUAUGGUUUAUUAAACAUGUAUUACAGUGACCUAUAAGGCACUAAAAAGGUUAUAAUACAACAAAUAUGCUCAUUGCUAGGAAACAAAAACCUACAUAUAAAAAAGCUGUAAAAACAUAUGGGUUUUUUUGCAGGGAAAAAUAUCAAACACUAUAUUAAGCUAUUCCAUUGCUCAUCAUCUGAUUGGACAACGCCUAUAUAUAUAUAUAUAUAUAUAUAUAUAUAUAAUUCAGUAGUAGUUUGAAAAUAACUUUUUAAGUGGAAGAAAGAAAGGUAGUACACUGAAUGCCUCAAAUGCUAUCAAAUAUGACUAGUUAGGUGGCUUAGGUCAUUUAAACUUUAAAUGGGUCUGCCAUGCUGAAAUAUCAGCAAAUGACAUGCUUGUGGGCUGGUAAGAUGGCAUUCACCAGCUUUAGUUUUGAAAUCUACAUUUAAACUGAUGAGUGUGAGGAUUCUUACAAAUAUAGGAGCUCCCUGUAUGCACACUCCAUUUAACUAGUCUCUAUUUUUCAUUCUUGGUUUAAGUCCGCAAAAAGGUAAUUGGUAUAUUUUACUCAGGAUCUUCUUCCUUUCAUUCAAGCAUCUUUCUGCUCUUUACCAGUUUAGCCUGAAUCACCUCUACAAACAGGCUCUUCCAUGAGUCCACACAUUUUUGUUUCCCAAUAUAUUAAUUUAGCUUCUUGAUAUGAACAUGAAUUUAGGAAGUAGCAUUUUUUUAUAUUGUUUUUAUUUAUUAUUAAAUCUUUACAACAUCCUCACAAAUAUGUUGCAGUGAGAUUAGGUUAGCAUAAUAUAGUUCAGAUCCAAAUAUUUAAAUGAAAAAGUUUGACUACAAUAAAUUAAGGGGUCAUUAAAUUCAACAUAUUUCUAUCAUGCACAUGAAAGAGUUCUACUUGAAGAGUAAAUUAUUUUAUUAUUGCAUGAAAAGCGUUACCUUAUUGCUGUUUUUGAUUUUCAAAAUAACAGGAAGUGCUCAACUGGUCCGUGAAAAAGCUUAAGAACAUAUAAUGUAUUUUCUAAGCCUAGAAGCAUCAGGGUUUUUGUUUGUUUUUUUAAUUGUACUAUAUAUUAGAAAUUCCUAUUUUAGGUGCAUCAAAGAAAGAUAUGACUUUAAUGCCCCUUUAAUUCAUAAAAUAAUGCUUAUCUACCAAUUUUCUGGUUCACAGUCUCAUAGCAGAGAGUUAUUUAUAUCUAGUGUGCUUAUAUAGUGAAGAAACAGUGUGGAUACUGGAAGUUGCCCUUGCAAUCAGGAUUAUAUCAACAGUAGCCUUAAUAUUUUAUAACAUUUCCAUCAGAAAUAUUUCUCCAUGCUCAUUCCACGUUUCCAGCCCCUUCCUUCUGUGCUAAUUUUCAUCUUUGUAAAAAAAAAAAAAAAAAGUUAUCACAAUUGUUCUUGCUAUAAUGAGAUCUUAGGUUUCGGUUGUAGAUAACACACUAUAUGCUGUUCCUUUAUGUUAUAAAGACACACAUAGUUCUGAACAUUUUUGUAGAUUCCAUCUUGAAGAUGAAGUAUUGUUGAAUAUUAAAUGUAAUGGUAUAAAACUCCAUGAGGGUUAAACUACAUUCUACAGGAUUAUUAUAGUGUAAAAAUUAAACGUUCCAUUUAGAGCAUUUGAGUUUUAAACAAAUUACAUUUUUUACUGUUUGUUUAAGUCUUGCUAAUGGGGUAAACACAUAGUUGAAAGGCAUGUAAAUGCAAUAGAUUGCUGCAUCCAAUAAGAAUGUGGGUACUAAGCCAAUCGGAGCAGCAGACAUUUGUACACUUUAAUCACUAUACUCAUUUUUGGGAUUAUGCCUUGACUAAGCAAUAGAGGGGAAUUGGUUUAACAAUAAAAUGCUCUUAUAAAGUAAAGCAGUUUUACCCUAUAAUGUCAAAUUAGUACUAAAAACAUUGUUGAUUAUUAUUUUGUGAAGGGAGCCUCAUACCUGAAAAAAAAAACUUUUAUUGCAAGAUCACAAUGUUGGCAUUAAAACCAGUGAGUUGAUCUUUAAGUCACUGUGGGGGCUUUCUGGCCUUUUAUCCCAAGAUGAGAUGCUGCAAUAAAGUUAAUGGUUAACUGAAUCUCAGAAAUAGUGAGCUGUGAAAGAUAAAGCCUCAAAAAAAACUACAUAGUGCCUUGUAAGUUUCUGAAGGUGCGAUUGAAGAGAACACAUGGAAGACGUGUUGCAUUAAAUAGUUGUAAUGGUUUUUAAAAUAGCUUAAAAACCCUCUGCUUAAUAUUUUCAAGUUUUCACAAAUUAGGGAGCUUCUUCACUUUGUAUGUGCUUUAGCUUACCCCCUGCAUGGCCAGGUAAAUACUAAACUUCCUAGGCAACUGUCUAGGGGUUCCUUUUCCAGGUGCUCUAGGGAUAACAUUUUGCAGUCCACCCCGAUUGGUGUACUUCACACUAGGCUAUCAAAUCUAACCAUUCCACAAAUGUACUCGUGUAUGGGCUAGGGGUUGACUAAGGUCGGAGCCAGAAUUAAAAAUUUAAGAGCCAAGGGUUUUGUAAAGCCCUGUUUUAAACAGAUGCAUGCUGGCUAGCAGUAGUAGGAGAAAACGCUAGUGGUAACCACCAAGCACAAGUAGGUAGAAGAACUAGGGAGUACCCAAUCAACUUGUGCCUCUAGGCUUAAAUGUAGCCAGCCAUGGUUCUAUAUUUAUUGUACGUAUCUCCAGUUUGAUUACAGUAAUGUAUUAACUGAAUAAAUCAUGAAACACAAUAAAGUGCUUCUCAUAGAACUUAAAGGAAUAGUUCAACAGUAUUUUAACUGCAAUGUGUUUGUAGCAUUGUACUAUAUAGGGCAACAUUUAUCAUGUUUGUGUGGCAAAAUGUAUGAUUGUACAAGAGCUUUUCUUAUGCCACCCCCAAUUGCACGAGAGCAGGGCAUGUCAAUCACCCAGAACUAGUGAUUGUUGGGGUGAUGAAUCUUGUCGCCUUUGAGAUGGCUGCAGGCUCGCUCAUGCUGCAAAUGUACUGCAGAUUAAAAUAUUGUUUUUCUGUCCCUUUAACUGAUGUAAUCUCAGGGGAUUAUUGCUAGUAAAAAAUUGGUUAAUAGUUAAAAAGCAUAAAGCACAGGAACUUCACAUGAAGUUUCACUGCAAUUUACAGCAUAUAAGGACACUAAAAAAGUAUUAUAACAGAAAGUAAGAGGGGUAGAACCGUAAAUUUAUAUUGUAUAAGUUGGGGUUUUGUCGUGCCACAUAGAGGACUUUCCUAGACAGAUAAAAAGCACAAAAUCCAUUCAAACGCAGGUCUAGACUUUCCCUCAGCCUAGGCACUACUUAGUGUCAAAAAAUUCUUCAGAACAUUUUAAUAACCUUUAAUUUAGCAAACACUUUUAAUUAAGCAGCAAUGCACCUUUUCAGAAUCAAGUCUUUGGAGUUCUUUGGUGUUUUCAAGUUCUGUAUCAUAAUGUUUUGCAGAAGACCGGUUAUUUCUUCCAAAUGUGUUUGAAUAACCAAGAAAAGUUGAUUCAUGAGUUCUUAAAUAUAGUCCCCCAUGAGUAUCUUCAGGGUUUUUUUCACUACUAGUAACAAAUAUUUAAUGAUCUAUUCAGAUGAACUCAGGAGCACCUUCCUGAUUCAUAUAUAUGAUUAUUAUUGCUAUAAUAUAUGCAGUUAAAUGCCGUAUGGUAUGUUUUUCAGUCUGAAACUAUCUGGGCCUUAAUUUGUUCUCAGCUAAAUAAUUUGUGUCUAGUUUUGUUAUUUAUUGUAACUACACAUUAUUAUAUGAAUGUUUUAGUAUAAGUCAGUUUAUGUGGGAUUUUAAAUUACAGCAGUACACACAGUAUAUUUCGUUACUUCUCAUAGUUGUAAUGAGAAGACUGAGCCCAGUGCCAUAUUUGUUUUUUUAUUAUUUGACCUCAAAGAGGAUUGGUUUGUGAAUAAAUAUUUAUUUUUUUCCCCCACAAUGGGCACUUACCUUUAAAGCUUUACAAGUAUUAGGACUAUUGACAAAACUGAGUUUUAUUCAGGAUAAUACCUCUAAAAUCUGAAGAUUAUAUCUCAACAUUUGAUGACUUCUGUGAUGUGUAUACCUAAAGCCUGAGGUACACAUUCUCUGGUAAGUGUCUUUGCAGUUUGCCUGUCAGAGAAGGCACAAGCUUUUUGGGAUAACAUUGAUGAACUUUCUUUAAAGGGAAGCACUUUGGACUCAAUAAGGACAGCUCAUUUGGGGGGGGGGGGGGAAUUUCCUUACGUUCAAAUAGUGAAAUUCAUUCAGGUUUAGAGGAAAUUAUAGAAAUUAAUUACUUCUAUGCAUUUGUCAUUUCCGGUGUUUAAAAGACAAAACAAAAUAAAAGUUGUCCAUGAAUUAUCUUUAUGUAUGUUGAUGGGUAUUACAAGAACAUUUAGAUGUUUAAAAGCCUCCUAUUUAUACCCCAUGUCCCCAAGCUUUACAAUUUGUGUGGUCUGUUUUCUUAACUUUUUCAGAGACCUGCAAUAUUCUGGAUGUUUUCUGUGUGGUCUAAAUUGGCUUGUAGUCAAACAUGCGUCUUCAAAGAAAAAGUCCUUUGUAAUUUAUUGAAUUACUUUCUAUAAUGUUCUAUAGAGCAAAUGAAAGUUGAAUUAUUUUUUUAUUAAACAUAUUCUUUGACUACC